UUGGCUCAAGGGUCAGGAGGGCAGGUUCGGGCAGCAGGUUCGAUCCCUUGGCGCCAUGUCCAAGCUGAACAUCGACAACUUGAAGAAGGGCAUCGUUCAGAUUCUGGAUGGCAGCAAGGAGAAGCAGCGAAAGUUUCUUGAAACCGUGGAACUGCAGAUCGGUCUGAAGGAUUACGACACUCAGCGAGACAAGCGAUUUGCUGGCACCAUCAAGCUUCCCAACGUUCCUCGACCAAGAUUGAAGGUGUGCGUGCUCGGCGAUGCAGUGCACUGCGAACAGGCGCAGCGAGCCAACGUCCCCUUCAAGAGCGUGGAGGACCUUAAGAAGCUGAACAAGAACAAGAAGAUGGUGAAAAAGUUGGCUGACUCCUUCGAUGCUUUCUUGGCAUCGCAGGUCUUGAUCCCUCAGAUUCCCCGUUUGUUGGGACCUGGCCUCAACAAGGCCGGCAAGUUCCCUACCCUGGUGCAACACAGUGACAACCUUGAGACCAAGGUGACGGAAGUGCGAAGCCAGGUGAAGUUUCAGUUGAAGAAGGUGCUGUGCAUGGGUGUUGCUAUGGGCAACGUCGGCAUGACACCCGACGAGCUCAGGCAGAACUGCUUGAUGGCAAUCAACUUCUUGGUGUCGCUCCUGAAGAAGAAUUGGAACAACGUGAAGAGACUGCACAUCAAGAGCACCAUGGGGAAACCCUUCACCAUCUACGGCUGAUGCUACAGUGGACAACUGAUAUACCUGCCUUCGCUGUC
This is a messenger RNA of Cladocopium goreaui, 747 nucleotides long. Lineage: Eukaryota; Dinophyceae; Suessiales; Symbiodiniaceae. The record is from the annotation of a GenBank genome assembly.